Messenger RNA from Chrysochloris asiatica (Cape golden mole), 2790 nucleotides. It is a transcript of the gene DLG3, whose product is annotated as discs, large homolog 3 (Drosophila). Gene Ontology annotation, molecular function: kinase binding. Gene Ontology annotation, cellular component: postsynaptic density membrane; neuromuscular junction; neuron projection. The transcript is spliced from 19 exons. NCBI's taxonomy places the organism in Eukaryota, Metazoa, Chordata, Mammalia, Afrosoricida, Chrysochloridae. The coding region runs from base 259 to 2712 and encodes 817 amino acids. Gene Ontology annotation, biological process: chemical synaptic transmission. The record is from RefSeq and is a predicted model, not a curated record.
UCGCCGCUGGGCCUCGGCCCAGAAGCCACCACAGGCGACACGGAGCCGCCAGUGCUGGAGGGGGAGCCGUGGGUGCGGGGCAGCGUGGGGGCAGAGGCCGCGGGGCGCCCUCCCGGCCCGAGACCCCGCUCAGCCCGGGCGCCCCCACGAGUGCCCCCCCCUUCCUGGUCCGAGCAGUGCGAGUGUGCCAGGGAGCCCAGCAGCGGCGGCGUGGAAGCCGGCGUGGGCUGGGGAGUCCGAGCCGCGGGGGGCAGUGCCAUGCACAAGCACCAGCACUGCUGUAAGUGCCCUGAGUGCUACGAGGUGACCCGCCUGGCCGCCCUGCGGCGCCUCGAACCUCCGGGCUACGGAGACUGGCAGGUGCCCGACCCCUAUGGUCCAGGUGGGGGCAAUGGGGCCAGCACAAGCUAUGGGGGCUACAGCUCGCAGACCCUGCCUUCGCAGGCUGGGGCCACCCCCACCCCCCGCACCAAGGCCAAGCUCAUCCCCACUGGCCGGGAUGUGGGGCCAGUGCCCCCCAAGCCAGUUCCAGGCAAAAGCACCCCCAAACUCAACGGCAGCGGCCCCAGCUGGUGGCCUGAGUGCACCUGCACCAACCGGGACUGGUAUGAGCAGGUGAAUGGCAGUGAUGGCAUGUUCAAGUAUGAGGAGAUAGUACUUGAGCGGGGUAAUUCCGGCCUGGGUUUCAGCAUCGCAGGUGGCAUCGACAACCCCCAUGUCCCUGAUGACCCUGGCAUCUUCAUUACAAAGAUCAUCCCUGGUGGAGCAGCUGCCAUGGAUGGGAGGCUGGGGGUGAAUGACUGUGUGCUACGGGUGAAUGAGGUGGACGUGUCAGAGGUGGUGCACAGCCGAGCCGUGGAGGCGCUGAAGGAAGCAGGCCCUGUGGUGCGGUUGGUGGUGCGGAGGCGACAGCCCCCACCAGAGACCAUCAUGGAGGUCAACCUGCUCAAAGGGCCCAAAGGCCUGGGUUUCAGCAUUGCUGGGGGCAUUGGCAACCAGCACAUCCCAGGAGACAACAGCAUCUAUAUCACCAAGAUCAUUGAGGGGGGUGCUGCUCAGAAGGAUGGACGUCUGCAGAUUGGGGACCGGCUACUGGCGGUGAACAACACCAACCUGCAGGAUGUGAGGCAUGAGGAAGCUGUGGCCUCACUGAAGAACACAUCUGAUAUGGUCUAUUUGAAGGUGGCCAAGCCAGGCAGCCUCCACCUCAACGACAUGUACGCACCCCCAGACUACGCCAGCACUUUUACUCCCUUGACUGACAACCACAUAAGCCAUAAUUCCAGCCUAGGUUAUCUCGGGUCUGUGGAGAGCAAGGUCAGCUAUCCAGCUCCUCCUCAGGUUCCCCCUGCCCGCUACUCUCCUAUCCCUAGGCACAUACUGGCUGAGGAGGACUUUACUAGAGAGCCUCGAAAGAUCAUCCUGCACAAGGGUUCCACAGGCUUGGGCUUCAACAUAGUAGGAGGAGAGGAUGGAGAAGGCAUUUUUGUCUCUUUCAUCCUGGCAGGAGGCCCAGCUGACCUGAGUGGAGAGCUUCGCAGGGGAGACCGGAUCUUAUCGGUGAAUGGAGUGAACCUGAGAAAUGCAACUCAUGAGCAGGCUGCAGCUGCUCUGAAACGGGCUGGCCAGUCAGUCACCAUUGUGGCCCAGUACAGACCUGAAGAAUAUAGUCGCUUUGAAUCGAAGAUACAUGACUUGCGAGAGCAAAUGAUGAACAGCAGCAUGAGCUCUGGGUCUGGGUCCCUUCGAACAAGUGAAAAGAGGUCCUUGUAUGUCAGGGCCCUGUUUGAUUAUGACCGCACUCGGGACAGCUGCCUGCCAAGCCAGGGGCUCAGCUUCUCUUAUGGCGACAUUCUACAUGUCAUUAAUGCCUCCGAUGAUGAAUGGUGGCAGGCGAGAUUGGUAACUCCACAUGGAGAAAGUGAGCAAAUUGGUGUGAUCCCCAGUAAGAAGAGGGUGGAAAAGAAAGAACGAGCUCGAUUGAAAACAGUGAAGUUCCAUGCUAGAACGGGGAUGAUUGAGUCUAAUCGGGACUUCCCUGGGUUAAGUGACGAUUAUUAUGGAGCAAAGAAUCUGAAAGGACAAGAGGAUGCUAUUUUGUCAUAUGAGCCAGUGACACGGCAAGAAAUUCACUAUGCAAGGCCUGUGAUCAUCUUGGGCCCAAUGAAGGACCGAGUCAAUGAUGACCUAAUCUCGGAAUUCCCGCAUAAAUUUGGAUCCUGUGUGCCACAUACUACCCGACCUCGGCGUGAUAAUGAAGUAGAUGGACAAGACUAUCACUUUGUGGUAUCCAGAGAACAAAUGGAGAAGGAUAUUCAGGACAACAAGUUCAUUGAGGCAGGCCAAUUCAAUGAUAAUCUUUAUGGGACCAGCAUCCAGUCAGUCCGGGCAGUUGCAGAGAGAGGCAAGCACUGCAUCUUAGAUGUUUCUGGCAAUGCUAUCAAGAGGCUGCAGCAAGCACAACUUUACCCCAUUGCCAUUUUCAUCAAGCCCAAGUCCAUUGAAGCACUUAUGGAAAUGAACCGACGGCAGACAUAUGAACAAGCAAAUAAGAUCUAUGACAAAGCCAUGAAACUGGAACAGGAGUUUGGAGAAUAUUUUACAGCCAUUGUACAGGGUGACUCACUGGAAGAGAUUUAUAACAAAAUCAAACAAAUCAUUGAGGACCAGUCUGGGCACUACAUUUGGGUCCCAUCCCCUGAAAAACUCUGAAGAGUCUCCAACCAUUCUCUUGUGAACAGAAGAAAUCAAGUCCCUCUUCCCUCCUCCCUCUUCAUUCCUAUCCCCAUG